Molecule: messenger RNA, 2242 nt
Organism: Talpa occidentalis (Iberian mole)
Lineage: Eukaryota; Metazoa; Chordata; Mammalia; Eulipotyphla; Talpidae
Gene: HOXA1
Product: homeobox A1
Exons: 2
Coding region: 109-1113 (334 amino acids)
Biological process (GO): regulation of transcription by RNA polymerase II
Cellular component (GO): nucleus
Molecular function (GO): DNA-binding transcription factor activity, RNA polymerase II-specific; RNA polymerase II cis-regulatory region sequence-specific DNA binding
Source: RefSeq, a predicted model, not a curated record
UUUGCUCACUGUACAUUCAUAUCAUUUUUCUUCUCUGGCCCCAUGGAGGAAGUGAGAAAGUUGGCACGGUCACCCAGGGCUUCGCAGGACCAGGUCACUCAGUGACAGAUGGACAAUGCAAGGAUGAGCUCCUUCCUGGAAUAUCCCAUCCUCAGCGGCGGCGACUCGGGGACCUGCUCAGCAAGAACCUACCCCUCUGACCAUGGAAUUACAACUUUCCAGUCGUGCGCGGUCAGUGCCAACAGCUGCGCCAGCGACGACCGCUUCCUAGUGGGCAGGGGAGUGCAGAUCAGCCCGCCCCACCACCACCACCACCACCACCACCCCCAGCCAGCCUCCUACCAGACUCCGGGGAACCUGGGGGUGUCCUACUCCCACUCGGGUUGUGGGCCAAGCUACAGCGCGCAGAACUUUGGCGCACCUUACAGCCCGUACUCCUUAAAUCAGGAAGCAGAAGUAAGUGGUGGGUACCCCGCGUGUGCUCCCGCUGUUUAUUCUGGAAAUCUUUCAUCUCCCAUGGUCCAGCAUCACCACCACCACCACCAGGGUUAUGCUGGGGGCGCGGUGGGCUCGCCUCAGUACAUUCACCACUCAUAUGGACAAGAGCACCAGAACCUGGCCCUGGCCACGUAUAAUAACUCCUUGUCCCCUCUCCACGCCAGCCACCAAGAAGCCUGUCGCUCCCCGGCAUCAGAGACAUCUUCUCCAGCGCAGACCUUUGACUGGAUGAAAGUCAAAAGAAACCCUCCCAAAACAGGGAAGGUCGGAGAGUACGGCUACGUGGGUCAACCCAAUUCAGUGCGCACCAACUUUACCACCAAGCAGCUCACGGAGCUGGAGAAGGAGUUCCAUUUCAACAAGUAUCUGACGCGCGCCCGCAGGGUAGAGAUUGCCGCGUCCCUGCAGCUCAAUGAGACCCAGGUGAAGAUCUGGUUCCAGAACCGCCGCAUGAAGCAGAAAAAACGCGAGAAGGAGGGUCUCUUGCCCAUUUCUCCAGCCACCCCGCCGGGAAGCGACGAGAAGGCGGAGGAAUCCUCAGAGAAGUCCAGCUCCUCGCCCUGCGUUCCUUCCCCGGAGUCUUCUACCUCAGAUACUCUGACUACCUCCCACUGAGGCAGCCCCAGUUCCAGACACCGCAGCCCAGGCUACUCUUUGGGCUGGUACUUCUUACCCAAAGCACAUUCUUAGCUUAUCUUCCUUUCCAUUUACAGGCUCUCUCUUUCUUUCUGAUCCUAUCUGGGGAGCUCCUGGCCAGGAUAAUGUGUUUCCAGAGAAUUCUGUUCUAGAGGCUUAAGGGGGUGGGGUGGGGAAGGAUGUUAAGUCUUUAAUGCAGGUUGGGUGCCAUCGUCAAAUCUUUGAUGGCCCCUACCGCUCCUCCCCUGCCUUUAGGAGGUUUCCACAGAACCCACUUUCCUUUCAGAUACCCUUUGGAAAAUAAUCACCUUUGCCAGCAGAAACAUGCCAGAAGGAGGCCUCUCAUCUUUGAUGUAUCUGUAUAUUUACAAUUCCCCCCUACCUCGCCCUUAAAGUGGGCUAGAGAGAGCGUGCAGGAGCUCAUGAAGAAGUGAUGCACUAGGAGCGCGUUUACACAAUUCAUCCCUUAAUUUAAUUCACUUUCAUGUGUGAGUUUGCUGGUUGUAAAUACUUUGUUCUGAGAGAUUUAUCUUUAUACAGAUUUUCUAGCAAUGUUUAGAGUAAGUGACUGAAACAGGGUGGGCAAACUCUCAAAAGCUGGUACAAUUUUAUAUGUGGUUAUAGGUGAAACUCACAUGCCUCAAAAGGUAGCCUCCACUUGUUCUUUCAGUGAGUUAAGAAGGCCUGAAGAACCCAAGGUUCAGAAACUCAGUUUCCUGUGCUCUCUCCUCAUCCAUACCCCUGUCUUGUUUCUCUGGCCAUGCUCCAUUUAAAAUUUGUGCUGGGCUAUUUCGGUACCUAAAGGUGUUGUCCAAACCAGCUUUUUUUCUUUCACAGUUAUCUGUGCUGGAUAUGAUGUCUUUUCAGCUCAAUUGUUCAUGUGAUGGAUGGCACAAUGAAUGUAUAUUUUGUGUGAUUCGUGAAUAGUCUUUUGCAUGUCGCACAAUGUUUUGAUGUCCCUGAAGGACCACACUGAGUUCUAUCAGUUACCCUUUGUGAGCCUGUGAUAUUCCCUAUUUCCUGUACAAUCAUGAACAGCUCUGAGAUCGUGGACUGAUGUGAUCCAGAGCGGACUUUACGGGUUUUAAGAUGUCUGUAAUAAAUAUAU